AUGAGUCGGAUAUUUUUUUCACUCCUGGCACUGGCUGCAAGUGCUGUUGCUGGCGAUUAUGGUCAAAUUUCAGGAUGGAGAGAAUCGGCGCUGGACCAACUAAACCCGAAAGCUAGAGAUGCGAUUAUUCAGGCAAACCACAAUCCUACCGCCACGCGUUCGGUAGCAUUCAAGCCUUUUGAGAAAUACUGGGGCUCUUUGGCAGAGAACUCGAAGCUGAGAGACUCGGAGUGGAUGUGGCGAAUCAACAUAAGCGACGUGUCGAUACCAGACGCGGACCUGGAGGACGUCGAUGAACCGCACGUGGCAAGCGCAAUCUACGAUUUCCAGUUCACAGGGACCAACCUGUCAGAGGCACUCGACGGCGCCGAUGGAACCUUCUGCAUGGCUACUCUGACUAGCAUCGACCUCCCGGUAGAGAUUAUAAAUAAGUACACCGACGACGACGACAGUACCGACUGCGAGCCCAUUCUUGGCAAGUCAUGUAUUGAUUCCCUCCUCCUGGCCGGCAACGGUGCUACCACCAUCUCAGAUGAUGGGAAUUCGUGCAUACCACCACGCUAUUUCUGGAGCGAAUUGCUGGAGUGCAGCGAUUCCAUUGGUAAAGCAACAGUGUUCAGCACGCUUUAUGGGGACUACCCUCUCAGCGGGGUGAAUCGACAAAACAACGCGACCUCGUCGCCUUUGGUCAGUGGUCAAGGUUUCUUCGUCAACGUGUCGGAGCCCCUGAAUGGAUCUCUCAGCGACGGGUACCUCCAGAGUGUCAACCGGCUCCACGUUCUCAUGAUUAACACCCGCAUACCCACGGAUUACGGUUUUGUUGGAGGACCCGAAUUGCAUUGUAUGCGCGUCAAUGCGACUGAGCUUCCAGAAAAUGACGCUGACGGGGAUGGCGAUGCGAUGACAAGCGAAAACAUCCGGAAUGUGGGCACGUCAAUCACUGACCCGUUCAUCGGAUGUGUCAUGGGAGUCUUCCUCACUUUGGUCGUAUGCUUGGGAGUGCUGUGA
This is a messenger RNA of Pestalotiopsis fici W106-1, 1008 nucleotides long. RefSeq lists its product as uncharacterized. The record is from RefSeq and is a predicted model, not a curated record. The coding region runs from base 1 to 1008 and encodes 335 amino acids. Lineage: Eukaryota; Fungi; Ascomycota; Sordariomycetes; Amphisphaeriales; Sporocadaceae. The transcript is spliced from 2 exons.